CCAUCGGCCAUCCUGGCAAGGUUUAGGAAGAUCACCAAGAGGAAGACGACUAUAAUUUUCGCAGGUGCAAGUGAAUCCAGAGCUAAAGAUGUCUGAGACGGCUGAGGGUGAACCCCAGUCGGUCCAGUCAGUGGCAGACAUAUCAACAUUUGUCGCCUACAUACGACGCGUCGUGCCUGUUUUGCUCGAGGAUGAUGACCCAGAUCUCCGCUCGCUCCAGAAAGCGGUGCAAGACAAGAAUAACAUUGAGAUUGUCAAGAAGUUCCUCAGCGAUGUCCAAACACCAGCAUUGUUGGUGCAGAGAGUCGCAAUUAAAGAGGAAGAGGUGCCAGAAGGAGGAGGGGAAGGGGAGGGCGAGAGCAAUGCAUCCUACAUCAUCACCAAUGAUGUUCGCUUCAGCAGCUCCAAGAUGAGCAGUGUGGUGAUGCUGAAGCGUGGUCCAGUGGUGGAAGGAGACAAGGGAUUCCCAUCUCAACUACGCCUGAUGAACUUCAGCGAGGGUUCCCCUUACGAGACCCUUCAUGCUUAUGUGGCCAAUGCCGUGGGGCCAUACUUCAAGUCCUACAUCAAAGAGACUGGAAAAGCUGAAAGGGAUGGUGACAAGAUGGCUCCCACCGUGGAGAAGAAGAUCGCAGAGCUGGAGAUGGGAUUGCUUCAUCUGCAGCAGAACAUCGACAUCCCCGAGAUUACACUGCCUGUCAACCCCACUGUGUCUGGCAUCAUCAAGAAGUGCAGUGACGAGAGCCGCAAGGCCAAGGUGGAAGACUUUGGGGACAAGGUGGAAGAUGCUCAGUUCCUCAACAGUCUCCAGAGUGGUGUCAACAGAUGGAUCCGAGAGAUUCAGAAGGUGACCAAGCUAGAUCGUGACCCUGCCUCAGGAACUGCGCUGCAGGAAAUCAGUUUCUGGCUGAACCUGGAGAGGGCACUGCUGAGGAUUCAGGAGAAGCGCGAGAGUCUUGAGGUGGUGCUCACACUUGAGAUCCUCAAGCAUGGCAAGAGAUUUCAUGCCACAGUCAGCUUCGACUCAGACACUGGUCUGAAGCAGGCAAUGGCCACAGUCAAUGACUACAACCAGCUGAUGAAGGAUUUCCCUAUCAAUGACCUUCUGUCAGCCACAGAGCUGGACCGGAUUAGAACAGCUCUGCAGGGCAUAUUCCUCCAUCUGAGAAAGAUCCGACCUACCAAGUACCCCAUCCAGAGAGCUCUGAGGCUAGUGGAGGCCAUCUCCAGGGAUCUCAGCUCACAGCUGCUCAAGGUUCUCGGAACAAGGAGACUGAUGCAUAUUCCGUAUGACGAGUUUGAGAAGGUGCUGAGUGCAUGUUUCGAUGUGUUUGGAACGUGGGAUGAUGAGUAUGACAAGCUGCAGGGGAUGUUGCGAGACCUGGUGAAGAAGAAGAGAGAGGAGCACCUGAGGAUGGUGUGGCGAGUCAACCCAGCUCACAAGAGACUGCAGGCCAGACUGGAUCAUAUGAGAAAAUUCCGACGCCAGCACGAGCAGCUUCGUCAGGUGAUCAUGCGAGUACUUCGACCUUCAACUGCCAAGGGCCGAGCCGGAACCCCGAUGGCUGAGGAGCCUGAACCAAAGGCUGAGCCAGUGGUAGAUGAGGCUGCUGAUGCUAAUGCUAUUGAGGAAGUUAACCUUGCGUACGAGAAUGUGAAGGAAGUUGAUGUCCUGGAGGUGACCAAGGAGGGCACGGAUGCCUGGGAGGCCGCCAUCAAGAGGUACGAUGAGAGAAUUGACCGUGUUGAAACAAGGAUCACAGCUCGUCUGAGGGAUCAACUGGGUACUGCUAGAAAUGCCAAUGAGAUGUUCCGCAUCUUCUCCCGCUUCAAUGCCCUGUUUGUGAGGCCUCACAUCCGAGGUGCCAUCAGAGAGUACCAGACACAGCUGAUUCAGAGAGUGAAAGAUGACAUUGAAUCCCUUCACGAGAAGUUCAAGGUCCAGUAUGGCCAGAGCAAGGCUUGCAGAAUGAGCAAAGUAAGGGAUCUGCCCCCAGUGUCUGGAUCUAUCAUCUGGGCCAGACAGAUUGAGCGACAGCUGAAUGCCUACAUGCGUCGUGUUGAGGAUGUGCUUGGGAAAGGCUGGGAGAGCCAUGUUGAGGGUCAGAAGCUCAAGAGUGAUGGAGACAGCUUCAGGCAGAAACUCAGCACGCAGGACGUCUUUGACGAGUGGACCAGGAAGGUUCAAAACCGACAACUGAAUGUGACCGGGCGAGUGUUUGGCAUUCUCAGCACCAGACUGGCUGUCAAGGGUAAUGUCCUGAGACUGACUGUCAACUUCCAGCCUGAGAUCAUACAGCUAUCCAAGGAGGUGCGUAAUCUUCGUUGGCUUGGAUUCCGGGUGCCUCUAGCCAUCGUGAACAAAGCUCACCAGGCCAACCAACUCUACCCCUUUGCCAUUUCCCUCAUCGAGAGUGUCAGGACGUAUGAGAGGACACUGGACAAGAUUGAGAUCAAGCCAUCCAUUACACUGUUGGUAGCCGGGCUGAGGAAGGAGGUGCAGAACUUGAUUGCUGAGGGUUGCAGCCUGGUGUGGGAGUCGUACAAGUUGGACCCGUAUGUACAGAGGCUUGCCGACAUCGUCUUCAACUUCCAGGAGAAGGUGGAUGACCUCCUGGCUAUGGAGGAGGAGAUUGAGCUGGAGGUGAAGGGGCUGGAGACGUGCAACUACAACGCCAACACAUUCCGCGAGAUCCUGAACCGCAUCCAGAAGGCUGUGGACAACCUGAGUCUGCACUCCUACUCCAACCUGCCACAGUGGGUGGCCAAGAUGGACGAGGAGGUUGAGAACAAGUUGGCUGGGCGUCUGGAGGCUGGCCUGAUGGCCUGGACCCAGUGCCUGCUGGAGGACACGAAGGAGGAUGAUGCUGUGGACCACUCCAUGGACACCGACGAGCCGAAACAGCCGGCCCACAAGUCUGGCGGAGAACCCAACAUCAAGCGACUAGUCCAUGAGCUGAGGAUCACCAACCAACUGAUCUACGUCAGCCCGCCAAUUGAAGAUGCCCGCUUCAACAUCAUGCAAGAGCUGUUUGGCUGGGAGGCGGUUGUGACAAGCCUGCCUCGUCUGCAACACUCCAGAUACCAGGUGGGUCUGGGAGUUGAGUCAGACGCCGACUCCACGUACAGGAACGUGCUGACCAAGCUGCCUGGUGGCUCCCUCAUCCUAGAGGAGGCCUACUCCGCCAUCAGUAAGGUCGUGCAGGACUUCCAAGGAUAUGUCAAUGUGUGGCUGAGGUACCAGUCCCUCUGGGAUCUCAACCCGGAUGUCCUGUACGGUCGUCUUGGAAACAACCUCAAACUGUGGAUGUCCACACUGGAGGAAAUCAAAUCCUCUCGCAAGACCUUUGACACAUCUGAGACUGCCAAGGAAAUUGGACCCAUUGUUGUUCAAUUCGGCAAGGUGCAGUCUAAGGUGACACUGAAGUAUGACUCAUGGCACAAGGAGGUGCUCAGCAAGUUCGGCUCCAUGCUUGGCAACGAGAUGGCAGAGUUCCACACAGUCGUCUCAAAGUCUCGCUCCGACCUAGAGCAACAGUCCAUCGACACUGCCAACACAUCAGAUGCUGUUGGACUCAUCACUCACGUCCAGUCUCUCAAGCGCAAGGUCAACUCCUGGGAGAAGCAGGUUGAGAUGUACAAGGAGGGUCAGCGUAUCCUGGAGCGUCAGCGCUUCCAGUUCCCUUCCACCUGGCUAUACAUCGACAACAUCGAGGGUGAGUGGGGAGCGUUCAGCGACAUCAUGAAGCGCAAGGACUCGUCCAUCCAGACCCAGGUGGCCAGCCUGCAGAUGAAGAUUGUGUCGGAGGACAAGCUGGUGGAGACCCGCACUGGUGACAUGCUCACAGACUGGGAGAAGGAGAAACCUGUGGAGGGUGAACUGAGACCAGACUCAGCUCUGAAGGCUCUCACUAUCUUCGAAGGAAAGUUCUGUCGUCUAAAGGAAGAGAGGGACAAUGUCGCACGAGCUAAGGAGGCUCUUGAAUUAGCUGAACCAGGUCACAUCAGUCCCAGCCAGGAGCGUGUGCAGGUCGCCCUGGAGGAGCUGCAGGACCUGAAGGGUGUGUGGUCAGAGUUGGCCAAGAUCUGGGAGCAGAUAGACGAGCUGAAGGAGAAGCCAUGGCUGUCUGUAGCACCAAGAAAGUUACGGCAAGCGCUGGACACCCUGUUGAACCAGAUGAAAGAACUGCCGGCUCGGCUUAGAGCGUACGGAUCGUACGAACAUGUGAAGAGAACUCUCCAGAGCUAUGCCAAGGUGAAUGUGCUUAUUGUGGAGUUGAAGUCAGAGGCUCUGAAGGAACGUCACUGGAAGCAGCUGAUGAGACGGCUGAAUGUGAACUGGGUUCUGUCUGAGUUGACGCUCGGCCAUGUGUGGGAUAUUGAUCUGCAGAAGCAUGAGCCCAUUGUCCGGGACAUCAUCAUCGUCGCCCAGGGAGAGAUGGCCCUCGAGGAAUUCUUGAAACAGGUCAGCGAGGUUUGGCGAAGCUAUGAGCUGGACCUCAUCAACUACCAAAACAAGUGUCGCCUCAUCCGAGGAUGGGAUGACCUCUUCACCAAGGUCAAGGAACACAUCAACAGCGUCACUGCCAUGAAGCUGUCCCCCUACUUCAAGCAAUUUGAGGAGGAUGCUCUGGCCUGGGAGGACAAGCUGAACCGCAUCAAUGGACUGUUUGAUGUGUGGAUCGAUGUCCAGAGGCGCUGGGUAUACCUGGAAGGUAUCUUCACCGGCAGUGCUGACAUCAAGCACCUGCUCCCUGUGGAAACAUCCAGAUUCCAGGGUGUUAGCACAGAGUUCUUGGCCCUGAUGAAGAAGGUCACCAGGUCACCGCUGGUGAUGGACGUCCUGAACAUCGCCAACGUACAGCGGCAGUUGGAGAGACUGGCGGACAUGCUACAGAAGAUACAGAAAGCUCUUGGAGAAUACCUGGAGAGGGAGAGAGCGUCUUUCCCACGAUUCUACUUUGUUGGUGAUGAAGAUCUCCUGGAGAUUAUCGGUAACAGCAAGAAUAUACCACGGCUUCAGAAACACUUCAAGAAGAUGUUUGCUGGCGUUGCAUCGAUCAUCCUCAAUGAUGAUGACUCCCAAGUUAUUGGUCUCACAUCCAAAGAAGGAGAAGAUGUUGUAUUUGUCACCCCGGUGUCCAUCGCUGCCCACCCUAAGAUCAAUGAGUGGCUUACCCUGACUGAGAAGGAGAUGAGAGUGACACUGGCCAAGAACCUGGCCGCCUCUGUGGGCGAUGUCAGCGCCUUCAAGUCCGGCAAGAUCGACCCCGAGAAGUAUCUGCAGUGGGCUGACAAGUACCAGGCCCAACUGAUCGUGCUGUCAGCCCAGAUCUCGUGGUCAGAGAGUGUAGAGAACGCCCUACAGACAGCCUCCAAGACUGACAUCGGCCCCGUGAAGGAGGUGUUAGCCAACGUGGAGUCCACUCUCAACGUGCUGGCCGACUGUGUCCUGUACGAACAGCCCCCAGUCAGACGGAAGAAGCUGGAGAGCUUGAUCACUGAACUGGUUCACCAGAGAGACAUCACUCGCAUGCUGGUGAAACACAAUGUGAGCUCUCCCAAGUCCUUUGACUGGUUGUGUCAAAUGAGAUUCUACUUCGACCCCAAGAACUCCGACGUGCUGCAGCAGCUGUCUAUUCAGAUGGCCAAUGCUAAGUUCAACUAUGGCUUUGAGUACCUUGGUGUCCAGGAUAAGCUUGUUCAGACCCCGCUCACAGACAGAUGCUACCUCACCAUGACACAGGCCUUGGAGGCCAGGCUUGGAGGAUCACCAUUUGGCCCUGCUGGUACUGGAAAGACUGAGUCUGUGAAAGCUCUAGGAAACCAGCUGGGACGAUUUGUGUUGGUCUUCAACUGUGACGAAACCUUCGACUUCCAGGCCAUGGGACGUAUCUUUGUUGGUCUGUGCCAAGUAGGAGCGUGGGGCUGCUUUGAUGAGUUUAAUCGACUGGAGGAGAGGAUGUUGUCAGCUGUGUCCCAGCAGAUCCAGACCAUACAGGAGGCGCUCAAGGAACUCAACACACCCGAGAAGAGGAGCGACAAAGCAACUCAGAUUAUUGUGGAGAUCAUCGGCAAGCAGGUGAAGGUGAACCCUGACAUGGCUAUCUUCAUCACCAUGAACCCGGGAUAUGCUGGCAGGUCCAACCUGCCGGACAACUUGAAGAAACUGUUCCGAAGCUUGGCCAUGACCAAGCCCGACCGCCAGCUGAUUGCCCAGGUCAUGUUGUACUCCCAGGGCUUCAGGCAGGCUGAGAAGCUGGCCAGCAAGAUAGUGCCGUUCUUCAAACUCUGUGACGAGCAGCUGUCGCCCCAGUCUCACUAUGACUUUGGUCUGCGAGCCCUGAAGAGCGUGUUGGUGAGCGCGGGCAAUGUGAAGCGUGAGAGGAUACAGCGAGUCAAGGAGGGACUCAUAGAGAGGUCGGAGCAAGUGGAUGAAACAUCGAUUGCCGAAAAUCUACCAGAACAGGAGAUCCUCAUCCAGAGUGUGAUGGAGACGAUGGUGCCCAAGCUUGUGGCUGAGGACAUCCCCCUGCUCAACUCUCUGUUGUCGGAUGUCUUCCCUGGUGUGCAGUACACACCCAACGAGAUGAAGCCUCUCCGAAAGGAGAUCAAGAAAGUGUGUCAGGAAAUGCACCUGACGUACGGUGAGAACGACGAACUCGGAGCACAGUGGGUGGACAAGGUCCUACAGCUGUACCAGAUCACACAGCUCCACCACGGCCUCAUGAUGGUGGGCCCUAGUGGCAGCGGCAAGUCCACGGCCUGGCAUGUCCUGCUGAAGGCGCUGGAGAGAAUGGAGGGGUUGGAUGGAGUCCCCCACGUCAUUGACCCCAAGUCUAUCUCCAAGGAUGCCCUGUAUGGUAACCUUGACCCCAACACCAGAGAAUGGACGGACGGUCUCUUCACACACAUUCUCAGAAAGAUCAUUGACAACGUUCGUGGUGAACUUGCAAAACGUCAGUGGAUCAUCUUUGAUGGUGAUGUGGACCCCGAGUGGGUGGAGAAUCUCAACUCCGUCCUGGACGACAAUAAGCUCCUGACACUGCCCAAUGGUGAACGACUGGGAAUCCCCCCAAAUGUGAGAAUAAUGUUUGAAGUUCAAGACUUGAAGUACGCCACUCUGGCCACAGUCAGUCGAUGUGGCAUGGUGUGGUUCAGUGAGGAUGUGCUGUCUACGGAAAUGAUCUAUGAUAACUUCAUGCAAGAGCUGCGCUGUGUCCCUGUGGAGGAGUCUGAUGAAGACCCCUACAAGUCCAGACUAGGAGAGAAGGACGAUACACUCUCACCCAACAUGCAGGUUCAGCACGAUGCAGCAGUCAUCUUCCAGCCCUACUUCUCCUCUGACGGCCUUGCUAGCCGCUGCCUGGAGUUUGCUGUGAAACUGGACCAUAUCAUGGACUUCACCCGGCUCCGGGCCCUCAACUCUCUGUUCUCCAUGCUGAACCAGGGUGUCCGCAACGUCCUAGCCUACAACCACAAUCAUGCCGACUUCCCAAUGCAGGCGGAGCAGCUGGAGCACUACCUGUCCAAGUAUCUGGUGUACAGUCUCCUGUGGUCCAUGUCCGGGGACGGACGGAUCAAGAUGAGGCAAGAACUCGGGGACUUCAUCAGAGGAAUCACCACCAUCCCACUGCCCCCAACUACCGGCUCCAUCAUCGAUUUUGAGGUUGGUAUUGGAGGAGAGUGGGUGCCAUGGCAGUCCAAGGUGCCUCAAGUUGAAGUGGAGACCCACAAGGUGGCAGCACCCGACGUAGUUAUCCCAACCAUCGACACGGUGCGUCAUGAGAGCUUGUUGUACACAUGGCUGGCGGAGCACAAACCCCUGGUGCUGUGUGGACCUCCGGGCUCCGGAAAGACCAUGACGCUGUUCAGUGCCCUCCGAGCGCUGCCUGACAUGGAGGUUGUUGGUCUGAAUUUCUCCAGUGCUACAACCCCUGAACUUCUGCUGAAGACAUUCGACCAUUACUGUGAAUUCCGACGAACACCCAAUGGUGUUGUUCUGUCGCCCGUACAGCUCAACAAGUGGCUUGUACUCUUCUGUGAUGAAAUCAACUUGCCAGAUAUGGACAAAUAUGGUACUCAGCGUGUCAUCUCCUUCCUCCGCCAAAUGAUGGAACACGGAGGCUUCUUCCGAACAUCCGACCAGACUUGGGUCAAGUUUGAAAGAAUCCAGUUUGUUGGUGCCUGCAACCCUCCCACUGAUCCUGGGAGAAAGCCCCUCUCACACAGAUUCCUGCGUCAUGUGCCAGUAGUGUAUGUUGACUACCCUGGCGAGACCUCACUCAAGCAGAUCUAUGGAACCUUCAACCGAGCCAUGCUGAGACUGGUCCCCAGCCUGAAGCCAUAUGCUGACCCUCUCACCAACGCCAUGGUGGAGUUCUACAUGAUGUCCCAGGAGAGAUUCACGCAGGACAUGCAGCCCCACUAUGUGUACAGCCCCCGUGAGAUGACCCGGUGGGUGCGAGGUAUCUGUGAGGCACUCCGGCCACUGGAGACCCUUAGUGUGGAAGGACUGGUCAGGAUCUGGGCCCAUGAAGCUCUGCGACUCUUCCAAGACAGAUUGAUCGAAGAUGAAGAGAGACUGUGGACAGACCAGAAUGUAGAUGCUGUAGCUCUGAAACACUUUCCCAACAUCAACCGUAAUGAGGCCAUUGAACGUCCUAUCCUCUUCAGCAACUGGCUGUCCAAGGACUAUGUGCCAGUUGACAGGGAGGCUCUCCGUGAAUACACCAAGGCUAGACUCAAGAUCUUCUACGAGGAGGAGCUUGAUGUGCCCCUGGUUCUGUUCGAUGAAGUCCUGGACCACGUUCUCAGGAUUGACCGAAUCUUCCGCCAGCCACAAGGUCAUCUGCUGCUGAUUGGUGUGAGUGGAGCAGGGAAGACAACUCUGUCGAGAUUCGUAGCCUGGAUGAAUGGCUUGUCCGUGUACCAGAUCAAGGUCCACAACAAGUACACAGCGUUUGACUUUGAUGAAGAUCUCAGGAUCUGCCUCCGAAGAUCAGGAUGCAAGGAUGAGAAGAUCUGUUUCAUUAUGGAUGAAUCGAAUGUGCUCGACUCUAGCUUCCUGGAGAGAAUGAACACCCUGCUGGCCAACGGCGAGGUCCCUGGUCUGUUCGAGGGAGACGAGUACACCACGCUGAUGACCCAGUGCAAGGAGGGAGCUCAGAGGGAGGGCAUGAUGCUAGACUCCUCCGAGGAACUCUACAAGUGGUUCACACAACAGGUGAUGAAGAACCUCCACGUUGUGUUCACCAUGAACCCGUCAUCGGAGGGACUAAAGGACCGAGCCUCCACUUCCCCUGCUCUGUUCAACAGAUGUGUCUUGAACUGGUUCGGUGACUGGUCCAAUGGUGCUCUCUUCCAAGUCGGACGGGAAUUCACAAACAAGAUUGAUCUGGAGAAGGCAAAUUAUGUGCCUCCUAACAUGAUGCCCUGGGCGUGUGAAGAGCUGCCCCAGCCUCCGUCUCAUCGUGAUGCAGUUGUCAACUCCUUCUGCUUCGUCCACAACUCCCUGCACCAGGCCAACACAAGACUGGCUAAGAGAGGUGGGAGAGUCAUGGCCAUCACACCACGACACUACCUCGACUUCAUCAAUCACUUUGCCAAGCUGUACCAGGAGAAGCGGUCCGACCUGGAGGAGCAGCAGCUCCAUCUCAACGUGGGUCUCCAGAAGAUCCGGGAAACUGUGGACCAGGUGGAGGAACUACAGAAGUCGCUGUCCAUCAAGCGUAUUGAGCUGGAGGAGAAGAAUGCUGCUGCCAACGCCAAACUCAAACAGAUGGUGAAAGACCAGCAGGAAGCAGAGAGGAAGAAGGUGACGUCCCAGGAGAUCCAGCAGGCCCUCAUUGUGCAGACCAAGAACAUCAACGAGAAGAAGACCUUCGUGAAACAAGAUCUAGCCCAGGUGGAACCUGCAGUCAUUGAGGCCCAGGCGGCGGUGAAAUCCAUUAAGAAACAGCACCUUGUUGAGGUCCGAUCCCUGGCUAACCCCCCUGCAGCUGUCAAGUUGGCUGUUGAAUCCAUUUGUGUUCUAUUGGGAGAGGGAGAACUCGACUGGAAAGCACAGAGGAGCAUUUUGAUGAGAGAUAAUUUCAUAUCGACUGUAGUAAACUUCAACACAGAUGAUCUGGCUGAUGACAUCCGUAGCAAGAUGAAGUCCAAGUACCUGGCCAACCCUGAAUACAACUAUGAGAAGAUCAACAGAGCCAGCUUGGCCUGCGGACCUAUGGUUAAAUGGGCCAUUGCUCAGAUCAACUAUGCAGAGAUGUUGAAGCGUGUGGAGCCCCUGAGGAACGAGCUGCAGGCUCUGGAGGACCAGGCCAAGGAGAACCGCAUGAAGGGCGAGGAGGUGAACAAGCUCAUCAUCGACCUGGAGGGCAGCAUCUCCAAAUACAAGGAGGAAUACGCCCAGCUCAUCAGUCAAGCCCAGGCCAUCAAGGCAGACCUCGCUGCUGUCGAGGCCAAGGUUGAAAGAUCUGUCGCUCUUCUGAACAGCCUUAGCAGUGAGAAGCAGAGAUGGGAGGCAGGCAGUGAGACCUUCAAGAACCAGAUUGCUACCAUUAUCGGAGAUGUUCUCCUGUCGUCUGCUUUCAUGGCAUACGGAGGUUACUUUGACCAGUCCAUGAGACACAACCUGUUCACAUCGUGGUGCACGCAUCUACAGAAGGCCAUGAUCCUCUUCAGGAAUGACCUGGCCAGAACAGAGUACCUGUCGAAUGCUGAUGAGAGACUGAGAUGGCAGGCCAACUCUCUGCCCACUGACGACCUCUGUACAGAGAACGCCAUCAUGUUGAAGCGCUUCAACAGAUACCCACUCAUCAUCGACCCAUCAGGCCAGGCCACGGAGUUCAUCAUGAAGGAGUACAGGGACAGGAAGAUCACCAAGACAAGCUUCUUGGACGAUGCCUUCAGGAAGAACUUGGAGAGUGCUUUGAGAUUCGGUAACCCGUUGCUGGUGCAGGAUGUAGAAAGCUAUGACCCGAUAUUGAACCCUGUGUUGAACCGAGAACUGCGGAGGACAGGUGGCCGUGUGCUGAUCACCCUGGGAGACCAGGACAUUGAUUUGUCCCCAUCCUUCACUAUCUUCCUCUCUACCAGGGACCCGAAUGUGGAAUUCCCCCCCGACAUCUGCUCCAGAGUCACAUUCGUCAACUUCACCGUCACCCGCAGCAGUCUGCAGAGCCAGUGCCUCAACCAGGUGUUGAAGGCUGAAAGACCAGAUGUUGAUGAGAAGAGAUCUGACCUCCUCAAACUGCAAGGUGAGUUCCAGCUGAGACUGAGGCAGCUUGAGAAGUCCCUCCUCCAGUCUCUGAAUGACGCCAAGGGGAAGAUCCUGGACGAUGACAGCAUCCUCAGUAACCUGGAGACUCUGAAGACAGAGGCAGCCGAGGUUGCCCGUAAAGUGGAGGAGACAGACAUUGUGAUGGCGGAGGUUGAGGCUGUGUCACAACAGUAUGUGCCCCUGGCCCAGUCCUGCAGCAGCAUCUACUUCACACUGGAGGCUCUGCAACAGGUUCACUUCCUGUAUGGCUACUCCCUGCAAUUCUUCCUGGAGAUAUUCCAUGCCACUCUCAACUGUGCCCAACUCAAGAACCAGAAGGAAUAUGCAGCCCGACUGUCCAUCAUCACAGCUGACUUAUUUAGGGAAACCUACAGCCGUGUGGGGCGAGGAAUGAUUCAUGAGGACAGGAUCACCUUCGCUAUCCAGCUCUGUCGCAUCCACUUGCAAAGCCUUGUAGGAGAGUCCACAUACACAGAGGAGUUCAAUCACUUCCUGAGAAGCCAGGAAGGACUCCUCACCGAGAAGCCUGCAGCUGCCAUUGCUGGUCUUACACCAUCACAGCAAGCAUCCCUGGUGCGUCUGAGCAAACUCCCGGCAUUCAGGAACAUUGUCAAGGAGGUGGAUGGAAACAAAGAUGUGAAGACAUGGAUGGAGAGUGCAACUCCUGAACAGACGGUGCCUCAGCUGUGGAGUGAAGGCAAGGCUCUAAGUCCUAUUGGCAAGGCUGUGCAUGGUCUGCUGGUGAUCCAGUCCCUGCGGCCCGACAGACUUACUGCCAUGGCCCGAGUCUUUGUGGAGACAGCACUGUCAUCUGAGUUUGUUCACUGUGGAGAAAAGGAACUCAACCUGGGAGAGAUUGUAGAGAAUGUGAUAAAGGCCAACACGCCAGUGCUGAUGUGCUCUGUCCCUGGUUAUGAUGCCAGCAGUAGAGUGGAUGAUCUGGCAGCCGAGUUGAACAAACCACUGACAUCCAUCGCUAUUGGUUCUGCGGAAGGCUUCACCCAGGCGGAGAAAGCCAUCAACUCAUCCAGCAAGUCUGGAAGAUGGGUGAUGCUGAAGAACGUCCACCUGGCUCCACAGUGGCUGGUUCAGCUGGAGAAGAAGCUCCACAAUCUCACGCCUCAUCCCAGCUUCAGGCUGUUCCUCACCAUGGAAAUCAACCCGAAGCUUCCCUCCAACUUGUUGCGAGCCGGUCGUGUGUUUGUGUUUGAGCCCCCACCAGGUGUCGCUGCCAACCUCACCCGGACAUUCAGCACGGUACCCACCUCCAGGAUGUGCAGGGAGCCGAAUGAGAGAGCCCGGUUGUACUUCCUCCUUGCCUGGUUCCAUGCCAUCGUACAGGAACGGAUGCGCUACACUCCACUCGGCUGGGCCAAGAAGUAUGAGUUCACCGAGUCAGACCUGAAGGUUGCUUGUGACAUGCUGGACGUCUGGAUUGACUCUGUUGCCCUGGGUCGUACCAACCUGCCCCCAGAGAAGGUCCCAUGGGAUGCCAUCAAGACUCUUCUGUCACAGUGUAUCUAUGGUGGAAAGAUCGAUAAUGACUUUGACCAGCGUCUCCUGAGCACAUUUGUGGACAAGCUGUUCACCCCCAAGAGUUUUGAGGGUGACUACAAGUUGGUUACUAAUGUAGAUGGUGUCCCAGGGAAGAAUAUCUCGAUGCCAGAUGGAGUCAGACGGGAACAGUUUGUCCAGUUUGUGAAUAACAUGGAGGAGAGGCAGACACCGUCCUGGCUGGGGCUGCCCAACAAUGCAGAGAAGGUUCUCCUGACAACUAGAGGUAGCGACAUGAUUGCCAAGCUGAUGAAGAUGCAGCUGUUGGAGGAAGAUGACGUGAUCGGCGCCAAGGCCGAUGACCAUGAGGAUCACAGAAUGGCUGAUGGUCGCCCCGCCUGGAUGAGAACCCUCCACCAGUCUGUAGGAACCUGGCUCAAGCUGGUGCCUCAGCCGGAAGAUGCAGUGUCGCUGGGCGCCAUGAAACGAACAGUUGAAAACAUCAAGGAUCCACUGUUCCGGUUCUUUGAGCGUGAAGUGAACGCUGGAGCACGCCUCCUGAACGAUGUACGUCAAGAUCUCCUGGACGUGAUGAAAGUGUGCAACGCUGAGAAGAAGCCCACCAAUCACCACAGAUCCAUGAUGGCUGACCUUGUCAAGGGCAUAAUCCCCGAGACCUGGCGCCGCUACAUCAUCCCAGGUGGUUUGACUGUCAUCCAGUGGAUCACUGACUUCAGCCAGCGUAUCAAGCAGCUGCAGAAGAUUGUGCAGACGACAGGCUCUGGUGGAGCUAAGGAACUCAAGAACUUGAAUGUCUGGUUGGGUGGACUCUUCAUCCCAGAGGCAUACAUCACGGCUACACGGCAGUACGUGGCCCAGGCUAAUGGAUGGUCUUUGGAAGAACUCUACCUUGAUGUGAACGUAACCGGCAAAGCUGGAGCUCUUGAUGCGUGCAGCUUCGGAGCAAUAGGCCUCAAGCUGCAGGGAGCGGUGUGCAAGGACAACAAGUUGGAGCUGUCAUCCACCAUCUCUACAGAGCUGCCUCUCACUCUCCUGCGCUGGAUCAGACUUGAAGGCAAGGAGCCAUCCAAAGGGAAGGUAACUCUGCCAGUGUACCUGAAUGCCACCAGGGGGCAUCUGCUGUUUACACUGGACUUUGAUCCAACAACGCCACUGACUGCAGCUGGCCACAGCUUCUACGAGAGAGGAGUCGCUAUCACCUGUUCAGACAUCAGCUAGAUGUCUCACAACAAACUCUCCUCAACCAGGAUGGUUACUAGGGAGAUAUUUACCCUGACAUUUUCUUUUCAUACAUGUUUUCUUGGUGUUUGCUUCUGGGAACCUGCAAAAUCCUGCCUGUCAACAAUGUUUGUCAUGAAUAGUGUCAAGAAGAAAAUAAGAAAAUGAAAGCUCUACUUUUCAACAACUCAUUUUUUAACUCAUCUCCACUGUCCUUCCUAUUAUUUUAUUAUUAUUAUUAUUAUUAUUAUUAUCAGCAACAAAUGCGCACACAGACACAGAAGUGUGUAUACUGCGCUAUACAAAUGAGUGUAUUAUUAUAACUCUUGGUGUUUUCAAACAUUUGGUUCUUUGUCAUAAUUUCAGUGACUUGAUACCUUACAAGACUGUUAUUAGAUGUUCUUGUUUUGAAAUACAAGUGAAUAAUUUUCAGAAGUCAUGAAUGCUUAUGUUUUGUUUCAAAUGAAAUACAUAUAACAGAAAUAAAUUGUAACUAUUUUGCCAUGUUGUAAUAAAAUUUGAUUAAAAGUAGUGCUCAGUUAUGUGAAGAAAUCUUAUACAGAAUUUGAUCUUGCAAUUCAGAUUUAGAGCAUAAGAAAUAUGUUGAAAUAAAGAGGUUUUCAUACUUCAUGUGCUUUCAUGCAACAUGUCUUAAUAUUAUGCAGGUGUUUGAGACACAUCUCCCAGUUUGUUGAAAAUUGCUUAAUAAAUAUCAACUUGAA
Molecule: messenger RNA, 14739 nt
Organism: Haliotis rufescens (red abalone)
Lineage: Eukaryota; Metazoa; Mollusca; Gastropoda; Lepetellida; Haliotidae
Product: cytoplasmic dynein 1 heavy chain 1-like
Exons: 93
Coding region: 89-14017 (4642 amino acids)
Biological process (GO): microtubule-based movement
Cellular component (GO): dynein complex
Molecular function (GO): ATP hydrolysis activity; dynein light intermediate chain binding; dynein intermediate chain binding
Source: RefSeq, a predicted model, not a curated record